Messenger RNA from Drosophila arizonae, 1198 nucleotides. RefSeq names its product lipoyl synthase, mitochondrial (gene Las). Gene Ontology annotation, biological process: lipoate biosynthetic process. Gene Ontology annotation, cellular component: mitochondrion. Gene Ontology annotation, molecular function: 4 iron, 4 sulfur cluster binding; lipoate synthase activity. Lineage: Eukaryota; Metazoa; Arthropoda; Insecta; Diptera; Drosophilidae. The record is from RefSeq and is a predicted model, not a curated record.
GCCAGCUAGUUAUUUCGUAAGAUAUUAAUAACAAAUGCGAAUAUAUUAAAAAAUUAUACUUUUAUUGCGAGAAUGUUGCGGAAACUGAAUACUCCAACGACUACUUUGGUGCGAGCAGCAUCAACACGCGUCGAAAAAUUGGAAGAAAUUCGUGAACGGUUAUCAAAAGGCCCAAAUUUUCAAGAUUUUAUCCAAAAUUCUGAUGCUGUUAAAGAGGAAUGGGAGAAUUACGAUGGCAAAUUGCGUCGGGAAAAGGGAGAAACCCAACAAUUGCGCUUGCCUCCAUGGCUAAAGACAACAAUCCCAAUGGGCAAGAAUUAUGCUAAGAUUAAGUCUCAGCUGAGAGACCUCAAACUGUCCACAGUGUGCGAGGAGGCGCGUUGUCCCAACAUCGGUGAAUGUUGGGGCGGUGGCGAGCAUGGCACACAGACGGCGACAAUUAUGCUYAUGGGCGACACUUGCACACGCGGCUGUCGUUUUUGCUCGGUGAAAACAGCUCGAGCGCCUCCGCCUUUGGAUGUGAACGAACCGGUGAACACGGCUAAAGCAAUUUCAUCCUGGGGCCUGGAUUAUAUAGUGUUGACAUCUGUGGAUCGCGACGAUCUUCCUGAUGGUGGCUCCAAACAUAUUGCAGAGACAGUGCGGGAAAUAAAAGCGCGCAACUCCAAUAUAUUUGUGGAGUGCUUGGUUCCCGACUUUCGUGGAGAUUUAGAGUGUGUGAAGACAAUUGCAAGUUGCGGUCUCGAUGUAUACGCACACAAUAUUGAAACAGUAGAAAAGCUAACGCCAUUUGUGCGUGAUCGCCGUGCUCAUUAUAGGCAAACGCUUCAAGUGCUUCGCGAGGCCAAGAACUUUAAUCCGAAUCUCAUCACCAAGAGUUCAAUUAUGCUGGGCCUAGGCGAAACAGAUGCAGAAGUGGAGCAAACGAUGCAAGACUUACGAGAGGUUGGCGUUGAAUGCCUGACCCUAGGACAGUACAUGCAGCCUACAAAGAGACAUCUGAAAGUCAUCGAGUAUGUUACGCCUGAAAAGUUUAAGCAUUGGGAACAGCGAGGCAAUGAGCUGGGUUUUCUUUAUACUGCCAGUGGACCUCUUGUGCGCAGCUCUUACAAGGCUGGCGAGUUCUUYAUUACGAGCAUCCUAGCAAAUCGUAGAAAGUCGGUUUAAUUGAAUGAUACUCAGAUUAAUUCAAAUUUUU